AUUAAUCUUAAAUUAAAAAAAGGUAUAAAACCCAUGAAUUAUCGCUUGGCUUAAUUAUUCUAGUAAAAAUUUUAGCAUGAAAGAAACAAUUGUUUUAAUACUUUUAACCGCUUCCUUAGUUAUAGCCUUCCCAUUCGAUCAAGAAGGAAUAAUUAAGGAAGCUCCCACCGAUGAUGGUUGGUUCGUCCCACAACUCAAUGGAUCCAUGGAAUGGGUCACCAGAAAAGAAGCAGAAGAUUUUGAACGCAAAUUAUCAAUGGGCAGACUGUUCGGAAAAAAAUUAAAAGUUGAAUUUUACCUCUUCACUCAGGAUAAUCCUGAUGUUCCUCAGGAAAUUAUGACGGGAAAUGCACUGAGUUUAGCUGAAUCAAACUUUAAUAGCCAGAAUCCAACAAGAAUAAUUAUCCACGGAUGGCAAAACGACUACACUUCAGAUGUUAAUGUUGAAAUCCGUGAAGCAUUCUUGGACACAAUGGAAUGCAAUGUCAUAUCUGUGGACUGGAGUCAAAAGGCCAAGAACUUAAACUACAUGUCAUCCAAGCAACAUGUUCCGGAGGUUGGCAAACAAGUUGCCAAAAUGAUUGAUUUCCUCGCUUCUGAAGCCGACAUGUCACUUGAUGAUCUUCAUGUAAUCGGCCAUAGUUUGGGUGCUCAUGCAGCAGGAUUUACCGGAAAACGCGUGACUUCGGGACAAAUCCAUACAAUUAUCGGCUUGGAUCCCGCAUGGCCACUCUAUGUUCUUCACAGUUGUUCGCAACGUCUAUGCGAGACUGACGCCUUCUACGUUGAAUCAAUACACACCAAUGGAGGUGUAUUGGGAUUUUUGCAACCUGUUGGACAAGCGGAUUUCUAUGUUGGCGGAGGUGUUUUGCAACCAGGAUGUGGUGUGGAUGUUGGUGGUGUUUGUUCGCAUCUGAGGGCAUACCUCUACUAUGCCGAAUCGAUCAGGGAAAAUCUGUUUUCGAGCGUAAAGUGCUCCCAUUGGAGCUUAGCAGUUUCGAAUGUUUGUUUGGGAGAAAAGAUACCUUCUAUCAGAUUGGGAAGUCCUAAUAAUCAUGAACUUGCUCAUGGAUAUUACUUUACUCCAGUUAAUGCAAAUGCUCCUUAUGGAAUUGAAUAACCUAAAACUGAAUUUAUAAUAAAUGUGUAUUGGUCUCAAAUAACGUAAAGCUUGUGGUAAUUUGAGACGUAUUAAGAUUUA
Messenger RNA from Eupeodes corollae, 1201 nucleotides. Its product is annotated as phospholipase A1-like. Gene Ontology annotation, biological process: lipid metabolic process. Bases 77 to 1120 code for a protein of 347 amino acids. Lineage: Eukaryota; Metazoa; Arthropoda; Insecta; Diptera; Syrphidae. The record is from RefSeq and is a predicted model, not a curated record. Gene Ontology annotation, molecular function: lipase activity. The transcript has 3 exons.